Messenger RNA from Schistosoma rodhaini, 10037 nucleotides. Lineage: Eukaryota; Metazoa; Platyhelminthes; Trematoda; Strigeidida; Schistosomatidae. The record is from the annotation of a GenBank genome assembly.
GGUCCUACGUUGUAGCUGACUGAUUGAUACGAUCCAGUGCCUGGUUGUUUCAAAGUUCCGUUUCACUUCAUUCUUAGUGUCACCAUUAUUUUUGUAAAUGAAAAUUAUAACAGUUGGAAGAACAGAAAUUAAAGUGAAUGCCUCUGUUCCACCAUAACUGACUUUAGACUUUAUCAUGAAGUAUCUUCAAUCGUCCUAGGUUUUCAUUCAAACCUACAAGGACUGCUCAAAUUGGCACGCAAUAACUUUAUAAACUGUUAUAAAAACAGUUGAACAAGGAUUAUUCAGACGCAUAAAGGAUAAUGUCUACCUUGAAAUUAGAAGAUCCCACGGUAGAUGUUGGUGAUAUCGAAAAAUAUCGUAUGGCUUUCUUAAUGCAGUUUUUUGUACAACACAAAAGAAGAUUUCGAUUUCCACGUCUUCGCUUACAGGACCUGUAUCAAAAAGUUUUAAAAGAUCCAGAUCCUGUAGCAUUUUGUGAUCUUGCUGCUCGUAUACUUCGGUUUUUAAAUCAUGACGAUCCGGAUAUUUGUAUGGCAACUCUUGAUCAAGCACUUGAUCGUUUCGCAAUUGAUAAACGUACUUCAUAUAGAAUUAAUAUGCAACGUCAUCGUAACGGGAAAUUGGUGCAUCAAUUGGGACCGGCAGCUAGAGCUGCAUUAUUGGAUAAUUUAAUUGAAUCAGUGUAUGAUGAACAGCCGGAUUUCAAUUUUACAACAUGUUUCAAUAGUUCCAUAUCUACAAAUAGUGGUGGUGGUGUACGUGGUGGUGCUAAUGGUUCCGGAUCAACUGGUCUUGACCGAAUUGAUGCACAGGAUUUAUUUGGUUCUGGAGAUUUAGGAUCGGGUGAUGGAGGUAAUGUUUUUGCUGAAACAGAAGAUGUCAAUGUACUUAUUAAAGCUGGCCAGGAUGCUCAAGGAUGUAGUUACUAUUAUAUGGAUGAUUUACGUCUUUAUCGUGAACGUCCUCAAAAUGGUAUCUCAUCACAAUGGGAUGUUGUUGUUGGUCCAACAGCUGAUCAAUGGUUAACAUUUAUUAUGUCAUUAAGUCGUAAUGAAAAAGAAUAUGAUUUAUAUUGUUUUCUUAAACAAGAUUUAUUUGAAUUAGUUAAAGAAAGUUUAGAUGCAUUAGAAUUGCAUACACCAAAUAGUGAAUUAGAUUCAAAUUAUUUACGUACAAAAGAAUUAAAUGAAUUAACUGAAUUGAAACGACGUCAACUAGGUAUAAAUCAUAAAUCUUUAGUUGAAAAUGAUAAAUUAUCAUUAAAUAGUAAUAAUAAUCAUCAUCAUCAUAAUACAGUCAAUCAUCUUAAUGUAAAUGGUCCAAAAAGUGCAUCACCCGCAUUUUCCGGUGGUCAUGGUAUCAGUGGAAUUGGAAGUUCUGGUAGUUCUACAUCUGGUGCACCACUUACGCCUAGUUCAGCUCGUACACCAACAUCUGCACCACCUGCAUCAAGUAUACAACAACAAUUAUCAUUACCACCUCCUUCUUCAGAUUGUUUAGAAACUUUACAAACAUCAAUGAAAACAGAGUCUUCUUCUGGUACAAAUCUAACGAAAAUACGAACAUUAUCUGGUCAAUCACCUUGUUGUGAUACAGAUUCAAUGCAUUUACCAAAAUCUGAGGUUAAUGUUUCGCUUGAAUACACCAACAUAUCAUCAUCUGGAUCAGUUGUCAGCUCUAAUCAUCAUGAUUCCUUUAUGAAUACUACCAGUCAUUCUGUAACUUCUUCAUCGACAAAUCAAUACAACUUAUCUUCACCAUCACCUGUGGUUGCUAAUGCAACAAAAUCUGGGUAUACAUCGUUAACUGGUGGCAGCAUCAAUAAUAAUAUAUCGAAUACUAAUGAAACAAUAAGAAAUUCAGAUGAUGUUGUUGAUCAAACUAUUGUAUCAAUGCAAAAUAAUAGUAGUUCAGUGGUUUGUGAAUCUAUCACAUUAUUCACUGGCACUAACACAAUAUUUACUACAACUCCUGCUGCUAUGUGUACAACUACAACCAUGAGUACUUCUAUUACUGCUACCACGACAAAUAAUAAUAAUAGUAAUUAUACUCCCACUGUUAGUGGUAUUCAGUUAUUGCCUUCCUCUCCUAGUAUAUCUACUAAUAUUACUGCUACACCUGGUGUUGUAGCCAGUGAAUCAUUAGCAUCAUGGAGUUCAUCCGGUCUUCCUAACUCCAAUUCAAAUAUGACAUCAUCAUCCCCAUCGUUCCAUCGUGAUCGCAAGUUACCAACAACAAUCAAUGAUAAUAUUGCCAUUUCAACACAACCACCAUCUUCUCAAGUACAACAACAACGAUCAAAUAAUGGAACAAUUGAAGAAAGAAAUUAUCGAUCAUAUCCUUCAUCCACUCAACAAAUAUCACAAAAUCAAAUGACUGGAAAUUGUACCUCAAAACAAUCCUAUCCAUUUGAUUCACAUAUGAUGAUGAAAGGAUCUCCAGUUGAAAUUAUCGAUCCGAUUAAUAUAAAACAACAACCUAAUAAUUCAUCUUAUUUUCGACAUAUGUGUACAGGACAACAAGAUAUUAAUUCAUGUAGUGGAUUAGAACAUUCUUCUAUUUCAUCAUCUAAUUCAAAUUCAAAACAAUGUAUUGGACCAACUACUGCUUUAGUUUCACCAAUAAUUGGUAUUCCAGAUAAUGGUUGUAUGCCAUUAACUCAAGAACAAUGGGAAAAUCGUAAGAGUAAAAUAGCACAAUUAGAAAAAAUUCAUUCAACAUUGAGUAAAAGUAAAAGUGCUUCAACACCAGGUGCUAUAACUGCAGCAACAGCUGGUGCUGUUUUACAACAACGUUUAAUGCGUAAUUCUAUGUCAAUGCAACCGCAACAGCAAUCCCAUCACCAUCAUCAUCAUCACCACCACCAACAACAACAACUGGAACAACAAUCGUUAGGGUUAGGGAAUCCUUCAGCACAACUACCACCAUCUGCUAUUAACAAUUCAUUACAAUAUUCUGAAACUGUUGGAACACGUCCGGUAGAUUUUGAAAACUAUGGUGCCUUUCGUCAGAGCGGUUCAGUUGGAGGAUCAUAUGUUAAUAAUGAGUCAGCUCAACAAGAAUGGGAUAGAUUAUGUUCUGAUUAUCAGCGUGGAAAAAGUGAUCCAUCAAUAAUGCGUUAUUCUGGACCUAGACAGAUGGGAUUUUUUGAUAUGUCCAACUGUCCAGUCCCUCCUCAUGAAGCUAAUCUUUCAUCUCAGUGCCCUAUCCCACCUAUGGCUACUGGAACUAUGAUGUUGCCUUCAGAACAAGUGAUGUUGACUGAUCAACAAACCUGCCAACCCCCGGCUUACCAAAGUGGCCCUCCAGUUGUAAUGGUUCCACCAAAUAAUUCAAAUAUAUGUUCUGGAAAUCCUGGUUAUCCGUCCUCUGACUCACUGACACUACCAACAGAAUCUUGCCGGACACUAGGUCCUAUUGGCGCAGCCGGUCCGGAUCCAAUAACUGCCGGUGUAGUACCAACUACUGGACAAAAACGUUCUUACCAUUCUGCUACAAGUAGUGAUAUUUGGUUAUCACCCAACUCAAUUCCUCUUUCUAUGUCUCCUAUUCCGAAUAACGAGAAUCCUGCUCUCGUUGGUCACAUUGAACCGGGUUCAGUGCCGCCUGUUUGUCGCGCUGGUCAAGCAUUAAAUGUUAUUCAAUCUCCUGUUGUUGGUUCUAUUCCUUCUACAUGUGUACCUAUCACUAAUACUAACCAAUCAGUUGGUGGGCGUGGUUCUGGCGUCACAAAACCAGGAACAAAAAAACGCAAAGCUGGUGCAGCAUCCGGUAGAUCUAGUGUUAUUAGCAAUACUGGUAAUUAUGCUCAGUCUUUAUCAUCCACGCAUCAACAGUCAUCACCUACCAAUCAAAAUGUUCACUGUCUUAAACAACCAAUUCCUAAUUGUGUUACAACUCCGAAUAAACCAAUGAAUCCUUCUUAUAUUGGAGAUGAAUUACCAAUGAAUCAUUUCUCUCGUUCUACACCUGGUCAUCCACGUCCUAUGCAUCAGACACCAACAGGUGGUGGUCGAUCACAAUUUCAACCUACUGAUCCUUGUGUGAUGCAUUAUUCAGACAUGAUAUGUGGACCGAAUUCUGGACAAAUUCCAGUUGAACAACAAUCUGGGAAUAUGGAAAUGAUGAUGUUGGUCAAUUCUCGUCAUGCUGGUACGCCAAAAAGUAGUGGUGAACCAUUUCCUGGUGGUACUAUCAGUCCAAGUGUAUCAUGUUCCAUCUCAAAUCUUGGAAGUCGUACAGGUUUAAAUUGCAAUACAAACUAUGGUCCAAUUAAUAAUUACGGAAACAAUGCUAAUACGAAUAAACCGAUGAAUCAUCCAUAUUUCAAUUCACCCGAUAUGAUGGGACCAAAUCCAGAUUCUAUUACUAUGAGGACAACUCCUAGUAGUACUCCAUGCACACAGCAUUUAACUUCUGCUAGUUUAGCUAGUUUAGCACGAUUAUCUCAAAUGUCUGGACCUGAAGGUCCGUACAUUCCAUCAUGUUCAGCCUCAUUUUAUAAUUCAAGCAAUGGGAAUAGUCUUGGUUCAAUACAUAGUCAUACUGUCCACUCAAAUCGUGGUGGAUCUUUGCCUCCUUUUCAUCUAGAUGGAAGUCCCGUUAUACCAGCACCACCUCAAGGAGCACAUCAUAUUAUAUCUCAAGGUGCACGCAACCAAAACUCAAGUCCUGGAAAUUGUAGCCUAAAAUCACAUUUAUGCAAUCCUAACCAAUCAUUAUCACCUAAUAUGACUCCUAAUAAUUGUAAUUUACCUCAUUCUCAAAGUAUUCCAAUAAAUUCUAAAUUUAAUCCCCAAGGCUAUCCCCAUACAAAUCCACAACUUCAACCAACAUUACAACAACAACAACCACAAAAUCCUAUGGGCACUGUCACUAAUUGUGGUUCUUCACUUCCUUCUCCACUUCCUAAUUUGCCAACACCAUCUCAACAACAGCCUCCCUCAAUUCAAGUGAAUAAUACAUUUUUUAAUGCACAAUUAAAUGUACAACAAAUGAAUUAUCAACAUGUUAGUGCACCCGGAUCAACUGGUCAAAUGCAAAUACAUUUUGCACAACAACAACCGUCAACAACACAACAUCCAGUUCCACCACCAUCAUCUCAUGAACAUUUACGUUCAGUUCGACAAUCAGAUAACAAUAAUAAUAAUAAUAGUACAAUUCGUAUGACAAAUUCGUCAAAUGAAUAUACUUCAAAUAAUCAUCCAUUGUUAUACAAUACUGAUGGAGUUAAUCAUCAUUCUCAUCAUCAACGUGUUGUUGAUUGUCCUUCAAAAUCUGAAAUUCCUGGAGUUAUUCCAUCCAGUUCAGUAAUUACUUCAUCUGUUGCAUGUACACCUUUAGGAUCCUCAGUUGUUGGUGGGGGUAGUGCUGGUUAUGGUAAUGCAAGUAUUCAAAUUACCCCUAGAACACCACAUACAAUUCAAUAUCUUCCAACUGUCGCUCCUCAAGUUUCUAACAAUCAAGGACCUUCAGGUAUAUCACCUGGACCAAACCAAAUACAAAGAUCUAGUUCUGUACGUAGUUAUCAAUAUAUGCCAUCUGAUAUAGAUAAUAAUAAUAACAACACCUCGCAUGUUACUGAUAACUCUAUUCGCCAUCCUACCUUUCAGUCAAAUCAUCAAUCUUAUCCUACUAAUCAAAAUAUUCCUGGACAAUUUUAUAAUUCAAAUCAACAUCAUUAUUCAUCCUCUUCUCAAUCGGUUAUUCCACAAACUUAUCCAUCUAGUCUUCAAGGUCAAAGUAAGCAUUCUCAAAUUACUGGUCAAUUUCCUGGUGGAGGAAGGCAUAAUAUUAAUAACAGUAAUAAUUCAACAUUUGGAUGGAAUGAUACAAGUUUCGAUUCAAAUCCAUUAGGUCUAAAUUCAUUGACAGCAUCGUCAACUAACGAAACCGGUUUUAAAUCUUCAAAUUGUAAUCAUCCAAGUCAACCCACUGAUAAUCGUUUGGGUAGAAGUAUUAAUCACCCAGUAAUACGUGAUACUCAGAUGAAUUAUUCAGCUUGUAGCAAUAAUAAUAGUAAUAAUAACAGUGACAUAUUAUCAACAUCUAUGUCUACUAAGAUGGAUCCAUCCACUGAUAUCAUAUCUCAUCAAAUGUUCACAAAUUCAUCCGAUAUACCAUCAGUACAACAACGUGUUCAUAUGAAUCAACACUCACAACAAUAUCUCCGUCAUUCAUCUAUCAACGAUGGUGGUAAACCUCAAUCCUACUCCUCAUCAUCUACACAACAACCACAACAUCACCAAUCAAGUCAAAUUCAUCAACAGUAUUAUCAUCAUCAACAACAACAUCAUCAAAUGAUGAUGUCUUCAUCAUCCAUGUGUGAUUAUUCCGGUAGUAGUAGUAAUAAUGGUAAUAAUAGUGAUUGGAGUUCUACAAAUCAAGUACAGUUUGUAAUGUCAAAUUCUACGUUGAAUUCUACAAUGUAUAGUAGUCAUAGUAAUAAUAUUGUAGAUAAUAUAUCUGUUAGUGGUGCUGUUGGUAGUAUGAUGGAAAAUUCUACAAAUAUAGGACAUACUACUAAUGCUAACAGUAAUAGUGGUAACUCAACACCUAACGUUAAUAAUAGUAAUCAUAAACGUCCAUCAGUAGUAAAUCCUAUGAAUGGUGAGAUGAAACAUAAUAUUUCAUUGAAUUCCCAUUCACAACAUCAUGCCUUGCCGUCCCAUCCACAACAAUCUCAACAAAUGAUGAUGGUUAACAACAAUAAUAAUAGUAGUAGUAAUAAUAGUAGAUCAAACUGGUAUCCUCAUCAAUCGACUGGCAAUCAAAUGACAUUCACUUCGAUGUCAUCAUCAUCAGCAUCAACAAAUGCAAGUCGAGAAAUGUAUUCUGGUCAAAUGCAUAAUACUAAUAAUAGUAAUAAUACUAACUUCUCAUUAAACACAUUACCAUCAGUUACUGGUAACCAUCCAUCGGAUACAUCAUUUGGAACAAUUGGUAUGGUGGAUAAUAAUAAUAAUGGUAGUGGAAAUAGAAGUAUACUUAGACAAUCACAAGAUACUUAUGAUAAUUCAUUACCUAUAUCUUCUAUGUCAUCAUCAUCCUCAUCAACAUCUUCAACGCAACCUUAUUCAUCAUCCGUUGUUUGAAAAGUAUAAAACAAGUUAUCAUUGAUCACUUUAAACAUACACACACAUACAUACACUAACAUCAAGACUUUUUUUUUAACCAAAAUAUUGGAUCUCAUUUCUUUUCCCUUAAUCAAACAUCAUAUGUGCAUAUUUGUCUUAUAUCAUGAAUAAUAAUGGUAUCAACAGUUGUAUUUGAUUUAUAAUGGGAACUUGUUUUGUUUUGUCCUUUCUUCUCCCCAUCCUAUCAUGGUUACACGAUUGGUUCUCUUUGUAUAUACAUUUCUGGAUUAUAAGAUAAGUUUAUGAUUAUAUGUAACAUAACUCAUUUGUAUUUAAUACAUAAAAGUGUUCAUUAAAUAUAAUGAAUGAAGUACAAUUUUUUUUAAAACUUUUCUUUUCAUUCCUUGGUCUCUCUCUCUCUCUCUCUGUUUUCCAUUUUUAUGCUUUAGUGUGAACUCAAAUGAACAUUUGACUCUAAAUUUUAGUCUUACUCCUAUUUCAUUGUUAUCAUCAUCGUUUUCGACUCCUUUUCCUUGGCAACAUGAUCGUUGUGCUUUUCUGUUGUGUGUGUGUGGGGGGGGCGUAAGGCAAAAUGAUUUCUGAUAUAGUUUCUUUUGUUUACUUUCUUCGGCACUUUGUUAAAUCCACUUGCCUACGAAUAUUACUGCCUUUAUGGAUGUUGGUAAUGAUGGUUAUUAUUAUUAUUAUUAAUGACGAGAAUUUAAAAUUCUUGUAGUAUUUGUUAAUUAUGCAUGUGUAUAUCAUCCCUCACUUACUUUAUUGCCAAAGUAUCACACUGUUACUCUCUUUCUCUCUCUAUUUAUUUUCAUAAUUGCCUUAGUUACAAAAUAAACUGAUCUAAUUAAAAGAAGUAUUGUUUCUUUCAUAGUUCCCAGUAUUCAUGUUGCGUGUAUAUGUAUGUGUGUGUAUGUGUUUGUUUGUUUGUUUGUUUAUUGACAAAUUGUUAAUUUGCCUUCUGAUUCUGAUGAUUUCUACUCCUUUAAUUUUUUGUCUUUUUGCCUCUUUAUAAGUAAACUAUGGUAGAAUGACAUCACUUAUUCCUUACAUGUGUGUGUAUGUACAUGUUCAAACUAGGAUGAUCAUUAUUAUUGGUAGUGUUGUCAUUGUGUUUAUGCAUAGUUACUGUAUAAUAAUACACAUGUGUGUGUAUGUGCGGCGGGUCUCUAUCUCUUUCCUUCUACCCUUUUUUCUUUGAUAUCCAGUCAUUCAUGAUUCAUUUAUUCUUUCUGUUUCUUUAGAAUUUUCUUUCUUGUAUAUGAUAUUUUAUGAUACAUCUAUCUAAGAAAUGAGAAUGUAUCAAACUGAUCAUCAUUAGUUAUUCGUUUCAUCAUUUCUUAAUUCAAUUUAUAAAGAUGAAUGAAUGAAUCGAUUGAUUGAUUAAUUGAUCGAUUGAUUGAUUAUUGAUUUCUUUUCUUUUUUUUUUACAUCAUCAUCAUUAUUAUUAUUAUUAUUAUUUUAUCAUGUUAGAGUUUUUCUUUCAUUAGUACUUUUAAAAUUGUUCAACUUGCAAAUAUACAUAAUGGUUCAUUGAUACCAUUUACUCUAUCUAUACAAUUUGUUUUAUAAACAUUGAAAACCCCCUUUCCAUUAUUAUUGUAAUGAUUUUUUUUUGUUACUAUCCCCCCACGAUUUCGUUACAAUUACAUUCAUGUUCUCCUUACUCUAUAGGUUCUUUUAAAGUUAUUAUAUAUAUAUAUGCUUGUAUAUGUAUAAAUAUGAUUGGAAAUGUGUGUGUGUGUGUGUGUGUUAAAAUAUAAGCCAAUCAUAGAGGAGCACUAUGUAAUUGUUUAUUUUAUCUCAUUUUUUUUCUUAUUCCCAUUACUUAUAAUUAAGUAAAUAUUGAUAUUGUGUGCAUAUAAUGGGGGGGGGGUAAAUUUGUUUUGUAUACACUUUAAACUAUGCAGCUGAUUAACCAUUUUGUCUUUUUUUUUUUUAAAAAAAAAGAAAAAGUAAACAAAUAAACAAACAAACAUUUCAUCUUUUGAUUUCAAAUAUAGUUCAAUGUUAUACAUAUACACACACUCAAACAUGAUUACCAUAUCUUUCUUUGAUAAUAGAGAAGGUUGAAUGAUAGUUCUUAUUUAUAUGCGCACACGAUCUCCUAUAUAUCUAUCCUGUUUGUUUGUUUUCCUCCCUCUUUUCUUACAUUCUAUCACAAUCUAUAUUCAUAUAUGCACUCAUACACACUUCUUAAUUUCAUUAUCAAUCUUUGUUUUUUUUUGUUUUUUGACAAGAGACAAUUCUAAUACCUACCUGUAUUAUAUAAGAACGAUAUAACAUGAUUUUGUUGUUGUUGUUGUUGUUGUUGUUUACUUUUUAACUUGCCACUGAAUAUAAAUGAAGGGUGUGUUUCUUUUUCUCUCUUUCUAGUUUUGUUUGUUUCUCUGUUGUUUAUUUAGUGGGUGCGGGGGGGGAUUACGUAUAGAGGGAUAAUAAUGAUAUUGUGGGGGUUAGUUACCUAUCACUAGUUUCUCAUUUACUGCAAAGUUGAGUCUAGGAUUGUUACAUUGUGAUGCUUUUUGAAGGAUAAUAUUUUUAAUUAGCAUAGAUCAUACGCUCAGAUUGUUUGGUUGGAAUUUAGUUGACAUUCAUAGAUUGGCUUUGGGUGAAUGCCGAUUCAAUCACCCACGAUCAACUUGUAAGCCGUAAAGUUGUUUCGUUCGAUUUCUGAUAAAGUUGUAGAGUCCUACACUAGGAAAAAGCACUUUUAUAAUGUUCUUCAGCUCACAACAGUUGUCUAACUAGGUUGUUUCCAUGAUAUAAACUACUUUUAAAUAUCGGCAUUUAAGUGUGCAUUCAGCUGAUUAAUCCUGAGUAUGACAGAACACGCUCUAGACAUUACUCAGAAAUAUGAUUAAGUUACUAAUAGGAAUAAUUUUGUCAAAACGGAUAAUAAAUAUGUAUCAAUAUUAUGUGGAUAGGACACACAUUGAGGAA